CGCGAGAGGUGAGGCUGAAGCUGCCUCCGCCAUCUUGGAGAUGGGAGCAGACGGGCGAUGGCUGUGGUCCUGCUAAUGCAAACAAUACAGGCGCACUAAAAGCGCCCUAGAGUGAGCCGGACCUUCUCCGCUCCGCUCUGUCAGCGCUAAAGAGGGGAACGAAGUGUCUAAGUCAGGUGUGCGGUGGUGGCGGCAGCAGCUGCUCCUGCCCGCCCCUACGGCCCCAAGCCGGAAGGAUGGUGCAGUCCUGCUCCGCCUAUGGCUGCAGGAACCGCUACGACAAGGAUAAACCCGUUUCCUUUCACAAGUUUCCUCUUACACGACCUGAUCUUUGUAAAAAAUGGGAAGCUGCAGUCAGAAGAAAAAACUUUAAACCCAGCAAAUACAGCAGUAUUUGUUCAGAACACUUUACUCCUGACUGCUUUAAGAGAGAGUGUAACAAUAAGCUACUGAAGGAGAAUGCUGUACCCACGAUAUUUUGUUUUACGGAACCACAUGACAAGAAUGAGGACCUUCUGGAGCAACAAGAACAGCUCCCGCCCCCUCCUCUAACGCCUCCAGUUUCCCAAGUUGAUGCUGCUCUUGGAUUAUUGAUGCCACCUCUUCACACCCCUAAUAACCUUGCAGUUUUCUGUGACCACAAUUAUACUGUAGAAGAUACAGUGCAUCAAAGGAAAAGGAUUCAGCAGCUUGAAGAACAAGUGGAAAAACUUAGAAAGAAGCUCAAGACUGCACAGCAGCGAUGCAGAAGACAAGAGCGGCAGCUUGAAAAGCUUAAGGAGGUUGUUCAGUUUCAGAAAGAAAAGGAUGCAUUGUCUGGAAGGGGCUAUGUAAUUCUGCCCAAUGACUACUAUGAAAUAGUAGAAGUUCCGGCAUGAAAACAUCCAUACACAUUGAUGGGUCAGGAUUAUAAGGCCUCAUCAGAAGAACAGGAGAUUCAUUUGAAAAGUUAACUAUUUUUAGUUCCUUAUGUAAAAGCACUUCAGGACUUUAAAACAAUAAAAUUGAUAUGUAAUGUUAAAAUGUAAAUUUUUUUGUCCAUAGUAAUUUUAGUUUUUUUACAAUUUGACAAAUUUUAAAAUUUACAGACUAACCUCAGAGUUGACAUAAGUUUUAAUACCUGUUUUAAGAUAGAGGAUUUGGUUUUUUCUAUUUUCAAUAUUUAUAGAAAUAGUGUAAAAUCUGAAGAGAAAAAAAUUCAUGCAGCAAAAAUUAUGUGUCUAAAAUGAAAAAUUAUUGCAAUAUGUUGGUUGAAAGAAUUAGUGAUGAUUUAUAUAGAAAAAGUAUGGGUCAAAUCAUGGAACAUACCUUGCCAGCAUAAAUUGACCAUAUUUUAAAAUUAGAGAGUUUAUUCAUCAUUCUGCAUCAGUUGCCAGGCUGUUUUUGUAUAAAAGGUUUAAUUGUCUCUGGGAAGAAAAAUAUUAAAAUGUCGAAUUUGACAGUUAAUUUUGUUUUCCAUUCUCUGCAUACUUUUGCAUAAUUUUUUUUCAUUUUAAUGAUUCAAGAAUUUUUCAAGAUUGAUAAUAUUCUAACUCUCUUUACCAUAAAAUGAAUUUUUUUAAGGAUUCUAUUUCUCCAUUCCUUUACCCCAUUCCUGUUAUAACACAUUUCUGUAAGGGAAAAAACCAACCUUUUAGGAAACUUAAAAUUUUUUGGCAAGGAAGGGGUAAAAAUGGUAACUAGAUCCAUAGCAUAAUCUUAGAUCAUUUCUCCUCAUCCUUUUUUAGGCUGAUUUUUAUAAUGUGUUAAUAGUGCUAAUCAGUAAUAUCAUGUUUCAGGAAGUAGUUCAUCUUUAUAGACUGUAAUUUAAAAUUCCCUUAAGUUCCUUUCAAACAGGAAAAAAAGUUUUUCAAAUUCCCUACUUUAUUGUAAAAAAGUAGAAUUAUAAUAGCCCACUUUUUUAUCUAGCACUUAAUUUUCUUGGUAUAAGUGCUAAAUUCUUCAUGUUGAGUCUUCUAAAAAUGAGGGGAAAUAGAUUAAAAGGUAAUCUGAUAAUCUUCAUUCACUUUUUUUAAUUAAAUGUUAUUAGAUUCUUAGUAGAACUUUUAAGAACUAAAAUUUGACUUAGAUUUGUCCAUAAAGAAGACUGGUGAAAUAAGACAAGGGUCAUUUCAUGAAAUAAAGUGGAGCUGCAUUCCUGGGCAGCCAGACCAUCAGCAAGUGUUUAUUAAGUACCUCCUGUGUGCCUAGCAUUGUGCUGGUGAUUUAAAAACAAAAAUGAAAUCCCUAUUCUCAAGGAACUUACCUUUUAUUUGGGAAAGAUUUGUAUAUGUUUAAGCAUUUAAGAGAUGUUAUGCAGUAAAAAAUUUGAGAGUCCUUCUUCAGCUUUACUGUCCUUUUCCAGGACUACCCAUCUCCUUAACAGGUAUAUUGUAGUGAUACUUUCUAGCAUUUUAUCUUGCUAUUAGAGCUAGAGCUGGACUGGAUAGGGGUUAGAGCUGUUACUUCAUUAGUAUAGGGAAUUUGGAAGUUGAAGAAACUACCCAUGCACUUUGGCAUUUUGCCUAUAACUUAAAGUUUUAAUUGCCUAGAAUACUGAGAAGUUAAAUGAUUUAAUCCAGAAUCACACAGCUAGACCAACUCUAUGCACUUUGUUAUACUGCCCAGUUAAAAUAUGGAAAUUAGAAGUUCUAAAUGACUUAAACAGGUCUAGUCUUUUGGACUUGGAUUCAUGAUGGUUUAAUUUUUCUAAUGAAUCAUCAAAAAAUUAGAAGUGUUAAAAAUUAAUUGUUUAAACGACAUUCAUUCUUUUCUGGUAGUUAUUAUUACUUUUGAAUUGAAAUUAGGAAACUAUCUCUAGCAAUGCUUGGACCUUAGGCUAUUAAGUAAAAACCAUUGCUAAGCAUUAAUUUGUUUCAUGUGUUUCCCCUCCAUACUUGUUAAAGAAUUUGGAUGGUAAAUGAUUUACUCUUAAUUUCUUUACAUCAUCAACUUGAGAUUGUGUCUAUGCAAAAAUCUAUCACUGUUUUCAGUCAGUAUUUUCUCUCAAACUUCACUUUAAAUUAGGACUAAGGAUUCAAUUUAAUAGAGAGAUAAAAACCAUACUGACAUGACAUUUUUAACUCUCUUGCCUUACCAGAUAUAAGUUCCAAUUGAAAGAGAACUGAACUAUUAACAUUUAUUUAUCUUUAAAAUCUAUUAGUGUUUUAUUGCAGGAAUUCUUAAUUUUCCAUCCCCUACUCCCUACCCCCUUUCUUUUUUAUGUGUAAUGGACUCCUUUGGUAGUCUGGUGAAGCCUAUUGGCUCCUCAGAAUAAUGUUUCUAAAUGUAUGAAAUAAAAUACAAAGGAUCACAGAAGAAACCAAUUAUGUUGACAUACAGUUAUAAAAACAUUUUCUAGCCAAACAAGUUCAUGGAACCCUGGUUGAUCUUUGAUUUAUAGGAUGAAUUUGGAGUUCAUCUGAUUGUUUCUGAUUUGAGAUAGCUAUUAAAAUGCAAAUUGCUGAUAUAAACUUUGUUAUGUUGAUGUCAAAGAAGAAUAGGACUGAAAAAUCAGUCAGAAAAAGUUUUUGUAAAAGCACCAUACAGUAAAACUUCAUUAAUUUGGACAAUUUGAGGAGACCAAUAUGAAUUGCAAAAUAUCUUAAAAACAGAUGCAGUCACUCAUGGUAGUAGUAUAUCCUUGUAAUCCCUUCUAGUAGAGGAGACUGAUUCAGGGGGAUCAUUUGACUCUGAGAGUUAAAAACAGCAGUAAGGCUAAAGUCAAUCAGGUUUCCACAGUAAGUCCAGUGCCAGUAUUGGGAGAGACUGGGGUUACCAGACUGUGCAGGGCCAGAUCAAGAAUGAGUGAAAGUUCUCGUAUUGCUUAAUAAAUGGAUCAACUUGUCAAUGGAUACUACUCUUCCAACUGGACUAGAUGGAAGACUCAGACUCAAGAAAUGUGUUAAAAUUUUUAAGUACGCACUAUUUCUAUUAUGUUCUGUGGGUCCUUUAUCUUAGAAAUGACCUACUAGAUCUGUUUCAUUGAAUAUAUAAUUGAUUUGUAAGUAUCACUAUCGUUUACAGGUAAGCAAUUUAAUAAAAUUCUUAACAGUUCAUUUGAGUUAAAUUUGCCCUUUAUAAUCUUAUAUAACAUUUGCUGAUAGAGUCUUUUAUAUUUUAACGCAUAGCUCAAAUAAACAUCUUCCAGAUUAGUCCAAAUCAAGGAGGUUUUACUGUAAUCCAAUUUAGAAAAAGUAUUUUAGCUGUUUACUUACUGAAUUCAUGUUAUAUGUACUAAAAAUUAGCUCCCUUUCUCCUUACAAUAGGGAAGCAUGAUGUUUACAAAUUGUCAGCUGAUUGGCCAAUUCCUUUUAUUCGAAAAAAAGAAGGAAAUAGUUUUGUUUAUAUUUUGUUAAAAAAAAAAAAAAAAAAAAAAAAACCUUUAACAAGACAAAUGUGUGAUUCCUUCCCCUGUGGUGUCAUGCAGUGAUGGUGAAGCUAGAUUGAGAUUUGCUCAAAUUCUGGGAAUAUUUAUUAUAUUUUAAAAACAGCAAUUCCUCAAGCUCCCGAAAAUUUACUUUGCCAUCAUUCUCAUUUUAACAUAAAUCACAUUAAAAAGUGAUUUACUUAAAAAUAAAUAAGGCAUUCCAGAAUUUUUAAAUGAAAGAUGUCACCAAUAGAUAACAUUAGCAUCUAUAAAGGCAAGACCCACAGACAGAUAUGUACCUGCAUUGCUGCCCAUCCAGCUUUUUCUAGAGGCCUUGUAAAAAUAAACAGACCUUGAAGAGUCCUGCUUUUGGUUUAACCAUAUUAUUCCAGGUCAGUAUUAUGUAUAGUGCUAUGUUUAAAUAUUUUAAAAUGUUCAUGUGACAAUAAAUAUGCCAAAGAACUUGCACAAUGGUUUAAGAAGUGAAGAUGGACUAUACAAAAAGCAAAAAUAGUUGCACUUAAGUAAUAAAUGUCCUUUUCUAAGAUGUGUGGGAUUUAAUUGAAAAGAUUUUUUUCAUGUGAAGGAAUCUUAUAAAUAUUUUUAAAGUUAUAACCACCUGCUGACAAUCUUAAUUUUAUUAAUUCUACUGUCUUGAAAUUUUAUACUUCUUGUCUUAGUUCUUAAGCCAAGGUUUCAUAAUUAAUAAACACUGUUAGAGUUGUGUCAGGAUUAGUGGUAUUCAAUGAAUAAAAGUGUUUUAGGUGAUAAAAUAGAUUGUUGCUGACAAAUUUCAGACUUGAUACUUACAUUGUUUUCAAGAACAAAAUUUCACCAAAUGAAAUACUUGCUUAUGCUCAAAACUACUUUAAUAGCAAAUUAAAUAUUUUAAUAAAAAAGUUUUAAAAUGUUUGGCUACAAGCA
Molecule: messenger RNA, 5272 nt
Organism: Antechinus flavipes (yellow-footed antechinus)
Lineage: Eukaryota; Metazoa; Chordata; Mammalia; Dasyuromorphia; Dasyuridae
Gene: THAP1
Product: THAP domain containing 1
Exons: 3
Coding region: 237-878 (213 amino acids)
Molecular function (GO): sequence-specific DNA binding
Source: RefSeq, a predicted model, not a curated record